AGAAAGAUGGCAAUACUGACAUUUCGUCGAUUGAAUUGACGAAGAAUGAAGCUGUAAAGACAAGGAAUCAAAUAAUUUUCAUUUUGCGACAGAAUCGUGCGGAUGCGUUUUGCGUGCCCAAAAAAUUGUUAAAAUUUGUAAUAUUUUUAAAGUGAAUUUUCACAUUGUUUUGUUGCUGCUUCGACUGAAGGAAGUAACCGAAAUAAAGCAUAUAACGGGAAAAUAGAAAACGGUUGUGUUUUGUUUGUAACAUUUUAAGCGUAAAUAACUACCGAAAUGAGUUCCGCCGAAGAAAAUAGUCAACCCACUACACCACAAGAUGGGCCCGACGGACAAGAUCAGGAAAAAGCCCGCGAGUUGGAGAAAAUCGAAGAGGAAAAGCUAAAAUCCAAAUAUCCAACUGGCUUACGUGGACCUGGAGGUCAUUCAGCAUUUUUACAAAAACGUUUACAAAAAGGCCAAAAGUUCUUUGAUUCUGGUGAUUAUCAAAUGGCGAAGCAAAAAGGCGGUGGCGUUAAGCAAGUGUUUGCAAAUAAAGUCCCUACUGGUGAAGCUAUUCCUACUCCAGAAACAGUGCCUGCACGUAAGACUUCAAUUAUACAGCCUUGCAACAAAUUCCCAACGACGAGUUAAGUUUUGUUGUUAAUGCUCAAAUACUAAGUUUGUUCCGCAAAUUAAAUUUUGCAAAAAUAAAAGUAUAAAAUUAAUUA
Teleopsis dalmanni is the source of this 710-nucleotide messenger RNA. RefSeq names its product alpha-endosulfine (gene endos). Gene Ontology annotation, cellular component: cytoplasm. The transcript has 5 exons. NCBI's taxonomy places the organism in Eukaryota, Metazoa, Arthropoda, Insecta, Diptera, Diopsidae. Bases 277 to 633 code for a protein of 118 amino acids. Gene Ontology annotation, molecular function: protein phosphatase inhibitor activity. The record is from RefSeq and is a predicted model, not a curated record.